Messenger RNA from Staurois parvus, 752 nucleotides. The record is from the annotation of a GenBank genome assembly. NCBI's taxonomy places the organism in Eukaryota, Metazoa, Chordata, Amphibia, Anura, Ranidae.
GUGCGCUGUGCGUCCCUCGGACACAGCGGAUCACUGAUCCACGGAAAGAGCCGAAGAUGUCGGCUCAGUCAUGUGAUCAGCUGUGUCCAAUCACAGCUGAUCACAUGGGACAUCUACAUUGAUCAUCAGAGCACUGAUGAUCAGUGUGCCCUGAUUAUCAGUGUAGCGCCAGCAGUGCCACCUGUCAGUGUCCAUCAGUGCCAGCUGUCAGUGCUCAUCAGUGCCAGUGCACAUCAGUGUCACAUCAAUGUAGUAAUAAUAAUAAUCAGUGUCAUAAUCAAUGCCACAUAUCAGUGCCUACCAGUGCACAUCAAUGCCACAUAUCAGUGCCCAUCUGAGCUGCCUUUCAGUGUCACCCAUCAGUGCCAGUCAGUGCCAUGUAUCGGUGCCAAUCAGUGCCACCUAUCAGUGCUGCCAAUCAGUGCCACCUAUCAGUGCCAGUCAGUGCCGCCUAUCAGUGCCAGUCAGUGCCAUAUAUCAGUGCCAUAUAUCAGUGCUGUCUUUCAGUGCCCAUCAGUGAUGCCCGUCAAUGCCCAUCAGUGCCACCUACCAGUGCCUCACUCAUCAGUGCCCAUCAGUGCCACCUAUCAGUGUCCAUCAGUGCAGCCUAUCAGUGCCCAUCACUGCAGCCUCAUUAGCACACAUCAGUGAAGGAGAAAAAUCACUUAUUUACAAAAUGUUAUAACAAAAACUAAGAAAAACUUUUUUUUUCAAAAUUUUCAGUGGUUUUUGGUUUGUUUAAGAAAAAAUAA